AAGUAAAAUUAAUAGGCAAAAUCGUGCUAAGUUUGAAGAUGUUCAUUGUAUGGGUUCAAAAAGUCUCCCAAAGUUUAUUGAUGAGAAGAUAAAAAAGGGAAAAGGAGUGUUGCCUGGACGUAAAGAGAUUUACAUUGAUACCCACACUCGUAAAGAUGGAACAAUUGUCAAUGAAAAGGCUGCAAAAUUGAUUGAAGAACUAAAAAAACAUAAUAAUGAGGCUGGAACUUCUCAAUCAACCCAAGACACACAAGGUUCUAUGUCUUGGAAGGAUGACAUAUUUUAUCAAAUACAAGGACCUGAUAAAAACGGACGUGUGCGAUGUAUGGGCAAGAUUCCUCAUUCUAAAAAAUCGAAGGUUUGUGCAUCUGAAAAUGAAGAGUUGCGCGAAAGAGUUAAGAAUAUGGAAAACUUGUUAGCAAAUGUGAUGACUUUAAUUCAAAAUCGAUUUUCUGGAGCAGAUGUUAAUGAUAUAAUACAAGCUGCAAGACAGGUUCCUGAUGCUACUAGUGCUCAAAACCAUUUGAAUUCACUUAGUCCAAACAACAACGAAAAUAAUGAAAAUGGUGAAGAUUAAAAGUUGAUUUGUUGUUGAAGAUGAA
This is a messenger RNA of Cicer arietinum (chickpea), 602 nucleotides long. RefSeq lists its product as uncharacterized. The record is from RefSeq and is a predicted model, not a curated record. Lineage: Eukaryota; Viridiplantae; Streptophyta; Magnoliopsida; Fabales; Fabaceae.